AUGGAGGAACAACAGCAUGUCGUGAUUGAAAGAGUGCGUCGGCGCCGGCAGCACAGCAGCUGUGACCAGUGCAGAAAAGCCAAACGGGCGUGUGACGCCGCUUUCAAGUCCGAGCAUCAGCAUCAGCAUCAUCAACGGUCAAUAAAUCAUAGCAACGGCAAAACGACGCCGCAGAGGCGUCUUGCUCACCACCACCAGGACAAGCUUCAGGUGCCUGUCACCAGGUGUACCAACUGCCAAAGGGCCGGUCGAACAUGUACCUUUGACUGGCUGGAAAGUACACUGCCGAAGCUGAUCAAGGGCACCAACAAGAACCGGACGCAACAACCUCGCGUCGACAUUGACUCGGCAUCUGAACAACAACGUGGGACGACGCAGCAGCGCUCGACCUUCGUGUCGACCCAGGGCAACAAUCCCGCCGUCAUCUCUCAACUCGGGACGACGCAGCACGUUGAUUUUGACUUGUUUGAUGAUGUCGAGUUAUUUGACAUCUGGGGGACGCCGGAGACCUUGGUCGACCAUGGGAUAUCCACAAAACAGGCCAAUGAUGGGCCCAUGGCUCCCUACCCCAUCGAGCGCCCAAUGCUGCCUUGGCUCUCAUUCCCAGCAGACAACAACAACAAGCCUCCUUUGGUAAACCAGGCCAGAUCGUGUACCAUACAACAUGAUGCGGUCCUCCAAUCGAUCGAGGAGGAAUUUCCGGGGCCAGAAGACCACGAUUUUGAAGAACAAAAUGACGACGAGAAGGCCGGGAUACAAAGCUUCGAUGCGGUGGACGCAUUGUUCCGAGGAGGCCAGCAUGACGAACCUACUUUCUUAGGGUCUGAUUGCAGCUCCGUCCCCCUGUUUUCGGACGAUGAAAUUUCCGGUUCGCUGCUCUCCAGUAGCACGCUCUCUUCAGGGACGAAUCGAUGGCUCUUGACGGAGAACUGGCUGCGUGUCUAUCAUGACAGCCUGGAAAAUGCUCUCUCGUGUUGGUUGACCGAGAGAAACUGCCCGUAUACACUCGCCCGCGGUGGCGGCAGCGUGGUGGGUGACAGCAACAGUCUCUCCAACACUUGGGGAUCACAGUGGUCGAAUCGAAUCUACACGCGCGUGUGCAAUUUGGAUCGAUUUAUCAACGAUCUACCGGGAAGAAGACUGUCUCGUUCGGAAAGUGCGACGGCUGGAAAAGCCUUGAACGCUGCGGUCAUGGCCUUCGGUGUUCAAUGGGCCCAGGCUGGCGACCGAGGUGGCAUUCGAGAUCGCAUUUCACCGGACUUCACAUCAUCAAGUUUGCACGAUGAUAUGCAACUGCCGACCGCGGAUGAGUUCGGCAGGUCCGUACAGGAGACGCUGUGGAAUCAGGCACGGCAAGCAUUGCAUGAGGCUGCAUCCGUACAAUCAUACAGGGUGACCUUUGCCAAUAUCAUCUUCUCCCUCACCCAGCGGCCGCUCAACGUGCAGGACUGGGAACAAAGCUCAAACUGGGAACCACGCUGUGGAAGUCAGGAGGACACAGACAAUCUGCAAUCGAGAUGGGAGUGUCUGCAGGAGAUCAUUAAUGCCGAUGGUCCUCCGGUAUUCUUGGAAGCUGCAUCUCGACAACUCUUGUCCUCGCGGUGGCAAUGGGAACGGUACAAUCGACAGAAAGCUAAGAAGGCCGUAUCAUCGCCCCAUGAUGCUGGGUGGGAACGAGUUCGAGCUUCUGCCACGAGCGUGACCCUGAGUCGCGAACACCGUGACACGUUCCAACUCCUUACCUGGCUUGUCAUCAUGUUCGACACAAUAUCAGCGGCAAUGCUGCAACGACCUCCAGUGGUUGCAGAUGAAGAUACUACUAUUGACUCUGCCGAUCCUUGGAAGAUAGCCCCGUCAUCCCCUGGUGAUUCGACGGACAAUGAACAGUCAGCGUUAUCAGCGUGUGAGAUCGACCUUGACGGCUGGGAUCCUGAACCAGGACAGUCCAAGCUGGGAGAGCAACGCCGUUCAUCAAACGUUUGGGACGACUUUCUGCUCCAAGACCGGGGUCUCAAAGAUUACAGGGAAGUGCGUUGGUCCCUUGACGUGGAUGAUGCUGCUUCGAUAUUAUGUGAUGCAGCUCCAGUGAAAGUACUGCUUUUCCGCAAAGUAGGCCAUAUACAAAAGUUGAUUUCCCGGAGAGCAGGGAGCGACGCCCUGGAGCGAGCAGUGGCCCAGGCCCUGAAGGUCUAUGCGGAGUGGAACAGGUCGUACGGGAAGUUCAUCGCCCAGUGCAUGGCCAGACACCACCUUCUCCCUGCUCGCAUCCAAUCUUGGUACCUAAUAUUAGCCGGACAUUGGCACCUUGGGGCCAUACUUCUCGCAGAUGUCGUCGAUGAGAUGGACGAGUCAGGGCUCGGCGGACGGACACAAAGAGAAGCAAGGCGAGUAUCUGGCUUUUCGGAUGACAUACGAAGAAAGAACGCAACCGCCAUCUCCGACCUGUGUCGUUGCUCUUUGCAUGGCCAGGCUCUGUCAUUCCCUACAGCCAGGGAGUUCACCUAUCCUGUCAAUCAGGUUGCUUUGUUAUCCGAGCCCUGGACCCUGGUCUUGAUUCAGUCCUUCAGUCGAGCAGGGUUCGUAUUCGUUAGCCAGCUGAACGCACCUCGACGGCCGAGGAACGGGGGAUGGUCGACCGUGGAAGACGAGAUCGGAUUGGCAAAACGAAGGUGCGGUCAUUGUAUCGAAGGUCUUCUGAAUCUUGCAAACAAAUCAGACAUGGCGUAUCUUGCAGCCAAAUUCCUCAGGGAUUGUCUAAGAGAUCUGGACAACAUAUAG
Molecule: messenger RNA, 2778 nt
Organism: Exophiala dermatitidis NIH/UT8656
Lineage: Eukaryota; Fungi; Ascomycota; Eurotiomycetes; Chaetothyriales; Herpotrichiellaceae
Exons: 1
Coding region: 1-2778 (925 amino acids)
Biological process (GO): regulation of DNA-templated transcription
Molecular function (GO): zinc ion binding; DNA-binding transcription factor activity, RNA polymerase II-specific
Source: RefSeq, a predicted model, not a curated record